CCACCAGUACCCCGUCCUCUGAAGUUCGAAAGUCGAGGCCGAGGCCCUACUCCGAAUGCCGGUGCAAUCCCAACCGGCUAUGCCCAGCGCCUACGCUUUAUUAGGCUUACGGCGAUCGCUGGCGCGCUGAUUCGGCCAACGGGAUCACCAAUAUCCGAUCCCGAUGGGGAACAACUGCGCUAAUGGUCGCCAUGGUUUCUUCCAGUCCGUCUCCGCUGCGGUCAUGGGCCGCGGUCAUGCCGCUGCAGCCGCAUCCUCCCUCUCCACACCUUCCGCAACUCCAUCCACCCCUCAAAAUCCCACGGCCAUUGCGGAAUCCAUCGGGACUGAUAAGCUGCUGGAGGUCGUCGAGGUCCCCAACGAUGCCCCAUCAGCCAAGCCGUCGUCUCCACCGCAGGCAGCGUCGGAGACAUCCCCUUCCCGGAAGAAGCCCACGCACGUAAAGCGGGUAUCCAGCGCCGGUCUCAUGGCUGAUUCUGUUCUCCAGAGGAGAACUGGGCGUCUCAAGGACUUAUAUAGCCUCGGGCGGAAGCUGGGGCAAGGGCAGUUUGGAACGACCUACUUCUGCAUUGAGAAAGCUACGGGGAAGGAGUUCGCUUGCAAGUCGAUCGCCAAGAGGAAGCUUGUCACGCAGGAGGAUGUCGAUGAUGUGAGGCGGGAGAUUCAGAUAAUGCAUCAUUUGGCCGGGCAUCCCAAUGUGAUUUCUAUUAUUGAUGCUUAUGAGGACGCGGUAGCUGUGCAUGUUGUGAUGGACCUCUGUGUUGGAGGGGAGCUGUUUGAUCGGAUUAUUCAGAGGGGACAUUUCUCGGAGAAGGCGGCAGCGGAGCUUACUAGGGUAAUUGUUGGGGUUAUAGAGGCGUGCCAUUCGAUGGGUGUCAUGCAUAGGGAUCUCAAACCUGAGAAUUUUCUGUUCGUGAACCAGAAAGAGGAUUCGCCCCUGAGAACAAUAGAUUUUGGUCUUUCUGUUUUCUUCAAGCCAGGUAUUCUUUAUUUUUGUUGUGCUUAUGUAUGGUUGGGUUGA
Molecule: messenger RNA, 1021 nt
Organism: Dendrobium catenatum
Lineage: Eukaryota; Viridiplantae; Streptophyta; Magnoliopsida; Asparagales; Orchidaceae
Product: calcium-dependent protein kinase 11
Exons: 1
Coding region: 164-1021 (285 amino acids)
Biological process (GO): peptidyl-serine phosphorylation; intracellular signal transduction; protein autophosphorylation
Cellular component (GO): nucleus; cytoplasm
Molecular function (GO): calcium/calmodulin-dependent protein kinase activity; calmodulin binding; calcium-dependent protein serine/threonine kinase activity
Source: RefSeq, a predicted model, not a curated record